GUCGUUGUGACGCCAUUCUUCUGCGACGGCGCGGACCUGGAGCUUCCGCGCGGUUGCUUCACUCUCCUGUAAAACGCUAGAGCGGCGGCUUGUUGCUUGCGUCCUCUGACCUGAGAGCGAAGGGGAAAGCGGCGAGAUGACUGACCGCUACACCAUCCAUAGCCAGCUGGAGCACCUGCAGUCCAAGUACAUCGGCACGGGCCACGCCGACACCACCAAGUGGGAGUGGCUGGUGAACCAACACCGCGACUCGUACUGCUCCUACAUGGGCCACUUCGACCUUCUCAACUACUUCGCCAUUGCGGAGAAUGAGAGCAAAGCGCGAGUCCGCUUCAACUUGAUGGAAAAGAUGCUUCAGCCUUGUGGACCGCCAGCCGACAAGCCCGAGGAGAACUGAGACUCUGCCUUACCACCGCAGUGCGGGGCACCUCUCCCAGCGUUUCUCCGGUUUGCCAAUCCUCUUGAGUAUUCCUGUCUCCAAAGGACCGGCUCUCCAUGGCUCCUGCGCCUCGUGCUUUCCGCUUACAGAAGUGCUUGCCCGGGGAGUCCCGCCUGACCUGCCUUCAUGUGGACCCUUAGAACAGCAUUGGGAGACCAGCAGGACUCCUGAGAACUGUGCUGGUGGAGAGGUCCUAGAGCCGGCGAGCGUUUGAGAAGAGGGCAUGACGCUGGAGUGAGAUGGGAUUUGGCGUCUCGUUUUUGGCUAAUUGAUUGUCAUUGGCUUUUUCCAUAAAGUUUAGAAAUCGUUCA
This is a messenger RNA of Pan troglodytes (chimpanzee), 750 nucleotides long. It is a transcript of the gene SF3B5, whose product is annotated as splicing factor 3b subunit 5. Lineage: Eukaryota; Metazoa; Chordata; Mammalia; Primates; Hominidae. Gene Ontology annotation, biological process: mRNA splicing, via spliceosome. Gene Ontology annotation, cellular component: precatalytic spliceosome; U2 snRNP. The transcript has a single exon. Bases 137 to 397 code for a protein of 86 amino acids. The record is from RefSeq and is a predicted model, not a curated record.